This is a messenger RNA of Camelus dromedarius (Arabian camel), 6742 nucleotides long. It is a transcript of the gene COL19A1, whose product is annotated as collagen type XIX alpha 1 chain. Gene Ontology annotation, molecular function: extracellular matrix structural constituent conferring tensile strength. The transcript is spliced from 51 exons. NCBI's taxonomy places the organism in Eukaryota, Metazoa, Chordata, Mammalia, Artiodactyla, Camelidae. The record is from RefSeq and is a predicted model, not a curated record. Bases 235 to 3660 code for a protein of 1141 amino acids. Gene Ontology annotation, biological process: extracellular matrix organization.
CCAGCCGCUGCCUCCGCUGCCGGGAUCCGCCUCCGAGGGCGCGGGGAGGAGGCGGGCCGCCCGCCGGGGCGCCCGCUGGAGGGUCCCGAAGAAGUUUGUUGGCCCGGAACCCAGCCCGCCGCCACCGCAGGCUCGCUGGCUCAUCCCAAAGCCAGAGCUGCUCUACAUCGGCGACCGAGGAACGCAGCAAGCAGGCGAAUCCGUGGCCCCUGGUCCACGUGGUUUGGAGACACAAUGACACGUGGCAGCUCUUGGAAACUCUGGCUCUGGGCAGCCCUGCUGCUGCUUCCUGCUUCCGCUUCUGUGACGGUCAGGGACAAGACAGAAAAGCAAUGUCCUCUACUGAGAACAGAGGGACAUCAGUUUACAGAAGACAACAGAGACAAACUGGAAGUUUCAGGUUUCGACCUAGGUGAGAGCUUCUCUCUGAGACGUGUGUUUUGUGAAGGUGAUAAAACCUGCUUCAAAUUGGGAAGUUCGCUUCUUAUUAGAGACACCAUGAAGAUAUUUCCCAAAGGUCUUCCUGAGGAGUUUGCCAUAGCAGCCACGUUUCGGGUACGAAGAAGCACCAAAAAGGAACGGUGGUUUCUGUGGCAGGUUUUAAACCAGCAGAAUGUGCCACAGGUUUCUGUAGUCGUGGAUGGUGGAAAGAAGGUGAUAGAAUUUAUGUUCCAAGCUACCGAGGGAGACGUGUUGAACUACGUUUUUAAAACUCGAGAACUCCGUCCUUUGUUCGAUCGUCAGUGGCAUAAACUUGGCAUCGGUGUACAAGCCCAGGGCAUUUCACUCUACGUGGACUGCAACUUAGUUGCCAGCCGGCAUACUGACAUAAAGGAUGCUGUGGACUUUCGUGGAAGGACUGUCAUUGUGGCCCGAGCUGCGGAUGGCAAACCUGUGGAUGUUGAACUUCACCAGCUUAAAAUCUACUGUAACUCAGACAUCAUCGCCCAAGAAUCAUGUUGCGAGAUCUCAGACACUAAGUGCCCAGAGCAGGAUGGCUUUGGACGUCCUGCGUCAUCACCAUCAGUACCCGCUCAUGCCAGUAGAAUGUCUGCAUAUCUGCCAGCCAAGCAGGACCUCACAGACCAGUGCCAGUGCAUCCCCAGCAAGGGAGAAGCAGGAUUACCGGGAGCUCCGGGCUCACCUGGCCAGAAAGGGGACAAAGGAGAACAGGGUGAAAAUGGUCCACGUGGAGCUCCAGGCUUACCUGGUCAAAAGGGAGAGCAAGGUUUUGAAGGCAGCAAAGGAGAAAUUGGUGAAAAGGGUGAACAAGGAGAAAAGGGAGAUCCAGGUUUGGCCGGUGUUAAUGGACAAGAUGGUUUGAAAGGUGACUUGGGUCCUCGCGGUCCACCUGGCCCAAAAGGAGAAAAGGGAGAUAUGGGCCCUCCAGGACCACCAGCCUUCACUGGUUCCAUGGGGAUACAAGGCCCCCAAGGUCCACCUGGAAAAGAGGGUCAGAGGGGAAGACGGGGGAAAACAGGUCCUCCAGGAAAACCGGGACCUCCAGGACCACCUGGACCUCCUGGAAUACAAGGAUUACAACAGACUCUUGGCGAAUAUUAUCUCAAGGGAAACCUUGGUGAGCAUGGAGCUGGUGGCCCAAAAGGAGAGAAGGGUGAAACUGGACCACCAGGAUUUCCAGGAUCCAUUGGCCCUAAAGGUGAAAAAGGAGAAUCUGGGGAACCCUUUACCAAAGGUGAAAAGGGAGACAGAGGAGAACCUGGUAUAACAGGAUCACAGGGAAUAAAGGGCGAGCCUGGAGAUCCCGGUCCUCCCGGUACAAUAGGAAGCCCAGGACUAAAGGGUCAUCAAGGACCUGCAGGCCCUAUGGGACCCAGAGGACCACCAGGAAAUAUUGGAUUGCCAGGAGAACACGGUAUCCCAGGAAAACAAGGCACUAAAGGAGAAAAGGGAGAUCCAGGUGGGAUCAUAGGCCCUCCUGGACUUCCAGGUCCAAAAGGUGAUGCUGGUCCUUCAGGAAAAAGCCUGCCUGGGGAACCAGGAUUAGAUGGAAAUCCUGGAGCACCUGGUCCACGAGGGCCAAAGGGGGAAAGAGGACUGCCAGGUGUCCACGGUUCCCCAGGUGACAAAGGCCCCCCAGGGAUAGGAAUUCCUGGCCGGACGGGCUCCCAAGGACCGGCUGGAAAGCCAGGCAUUCAGGGUCCUCGAGGUCUCCCUGGGUUGCCAGGAACUCCAGGGACCCCAGGGAAUGAUGGAGCUCCAGGAAGAGAUGGAAAGCCAGGUCCACCAGGCCCCCCAGGUGACCCGAUUGCACUUCCUCUCUUGGGAGACAUCGGGGCCUUGUUCAAGAACUUCUGUGGCAACUGCCAAGCCAGUGUCCCUGGGCUGAAAAGCAACAAAGGAGAAGAUGCAGGCACUGGUGAGCCUGGAAAGUUCGAUUCUGUAGCCCACAAGGGUGAUACAGGGCCACGGGGUCCUCCAGGAAUCCCAGGCAGAGAGGGACCAAAGGGGAGCAAAGGAGAGCGCGGCUACCCCGGGAUCCCUGGGGAGAAAGGCGAUGAGGGCCUUCAAGGAAUUCCAGGCGUCCCAGGUGCCCCUGGCCCAACUGGACCCCCUGGCUUAUUGGGAAGAACUGGGCUUCCUGGUCCCAUGGGAACAAAGGGUGACAAGGGCAGCGAGGGACCCCCCGGGAGACCCGGACCACCUGGACCACCUGGUGUACCAUUCAAUGAAGGGAAUGGAAUGAGCAGUUUAUAUAAAAUCCAGGGAGGUGUGACUGUUCCCAGUUACCCAGGGCCCCCCGGACCCCCUGGCCCAAAAGGCGAUCCCGGUCCAGUGGGAGAACCUGGUGCGAUGGGGUUGCCAGGACUGGAAGGAUUUCCAGGCAUAAAGGGAGACCGAGGCCCAGCAGGUCCCCCAGGGAUGGCCGGGAUAUCGGGAAAACCUGGAGCCCCAGGGCCUCCAGGAAUUCCAGGAGAACCGGGGGAAAGAGGGCCUGUUGGAGACGUAGGUUUCCCUGGACCCGAAGGACCCGAAGGAAAGCCCGGAAUAAAUGGAAAAGAUGGAUUACCAGGUGCACAGGGCAUCAUGGGUAAACCUGGAGAGAGAGGCCCCAAAGGAGAACGGGGUGAUCAGGGAAUUCCAGGAGACAGAGGCCCACAAGGUGAACGAGGGAAGCCAGGCCUUCAAGGCAUGAAGGGGACCAUAGGUCCUGUGGGGCCCCCAGGAAACAAGGGCUCCGUGGGACCCCCCGGGCACCAAGGCCCUCCGGGCCACCCAGGCCUGCCCGGCUCUCCGGCUGAUGUGGUUUCAUUUGAAGAAAUAAAGAAGUACAUUAAUCAAGAGGUUCUGAGGAUUUUUGAAGAGAGGAUGGCUGUGUUCCUGUCCCAGCUCAAGCUACCAGCAGCAAUGUUGGCUGCCCAGGCCCAUGGGAGGCCUGGUCCGCCAGGAAAGGAUGGGUUACCUGGGCCACCAGGAGACCCUGGCCCUCAAGGCUACCGAGGACAGAAGGGAGAAAGAGGGGAGCCUGGAAUUGGGCUUCCGGGGAGUCCGGGUCUUCCUGGGACUUCAGCUCCGGGCUUGCCUGGCUCACCAGGUGCUCCAGGGCCCCAGGGCCCCCCGGGCCCCAGUGGAAGUUGUAACCCCGAGGACUGCCUCUAUCCUGUCUCUCAUGCCCGUCAGCGGACAAGUGGGAAGUAAACGCUCCUGCGGACGACUGGAUUCCUGCUCGUCUCUCCUUGCAGCUGGCGCUUUCUUAAUACUAUCAAACCCACGUGAUGUGGGGGUGACUUUUUUUUUUUUUUUGUAAGCCAGACAUUAAAAGCAAAAAUUGGAAUCCUAUUCCUAUAGUAAUUGCGAUAUCAGCAUUUUUAGAAUUUUUCCAAAUUCAUUCCAUCUGUUUUGCUUCACCUUCAUUAUGAUUUUUAUUCAGGGUUUUCUAUGAAAUAUGCAAGCAGAUCUUGAUCCUUGGGUCUUCUUCAAGAGGAAAUGACAGCUUGUGGUUUAGGAGAUGGAUGGUGAUGUACGUUUCGUCGCCUCAUCGACUUGUAUUUGGCCUUUGAUUUCUGAAUUUUAAAGUUUCAGACUUAUCUUAAGGUUUUCUUGGUGUUUAAAUUUACUAUCAUUGCUAAAAAUUUUAUCAACUUUUUUUUUUGAUAUAGUCCAUUGUUCCUGCUGAAUGUUUUGGACUACUUUUUUAUAGCUUAAGAAUUCUUAUACCAUCCUAUAUCCACUCGACUUAUGCAGAGAAAUAAAUAGGCAAUAAGAACUUUACUUCAUAACUUAUAUUUUUGGGGAAAAAAAACCCAAGUGACUGUUUUAUCAGGGAGCCCCAAACCCUACCAUAGCCAACUACUGAAAUGAUUUUGUUAAUUCUGUGUAAGGAGGUCGAUUCGAAGCAAUUCCACUGGCAUGAAUACAUUCUGCAUAAGAAAGGAGAACAGAGUCAAAGCCCAGCCCUGCGGUCCCCUCACCGAGUUUCUCACCCGGGAAACAGAAAGCUGCCUUCCCUAAGAGGUGUUUUGUGGUGAGGGCACCAAACCGUCUUUGGCCCUUUUGAAGCUUAAAGUGUCCAACAAGUCUUUGGGCCGCUGUGUCCAUUACUCUGACCUAAUCGCUCCCAGAGUUUAAGAACCAGCCAUCGGAACAAAGGAUGGGACUUGCAGCGACUGGAAAAGAAACGCCCUUGUUCUAGUGGGUGGUGUCAGUGGAUGCGCAUCCACAAGCUGCAGCAGGAGGUGCAGGGCAGUGAAGGAGAGCCAUGGGGCCGAAUGUGCAACCUGCUCCGAGCCCAGAGGGUCCUCGUGCCCUGCAGGGGAAGCAGGCGCUGCCAGACCACAUCCUCUGACCGAGACCAGAAAUGGGUGAUCGCCAACCAAACAGCUAAACGGUACCCAUGUUGCCUGGCUGGACAUUAUUUUGAGAAACUGUUGAGAACAACUGAUUUUCUAGAACCCUGGGCCUGAGGAUGUUGCUGAAAUCUAAGUGGUGGGUCCCACGGAUGCUGAGAGCCCUCCUGCCGCCGCAUCCCGGGGCCACGCCUCUCCCGGGAGCAACACAGAUGCCAACGGGGCUAAAGCCGCCGGGAUGGUUGCUUUUAUCUCUUAACUGAAACGUGGGUUUAAAAGGCAAGCCCUGAAAUUGGGAAAAUUUGUUCAAAUGCACCCUUGGUUUGAGCUGAUUUUCAUUGUAGAUGGACGAACUGCUGGUCGGUGACUUUCUACAUGGCUGUGUCGUAUAAUACAAGCUUUUCUUCAUUUCGUGUUGAACGAUGCUGUAUAUUUCAAUUCCAAGUUUAUUUAUUCUCUUUUCCAAGGUCAUUUUAUUUAUUUCAAGUGUUUUUAACUUUAAAUUUAUUUUCUUCUUAAUUUUAUUUCUUGUGCAAUACCUUCAAUGGUGCUGUGUUUUAGACUUACACAAUCAGAAUAUAAAUAUGCAUUUUCUUAGUAAAAUGAUCAUCUAUCCCCCCAAAAAUGUACAGUGAUCUAAAAUCUGGUGCUAUGUGUAUAUCUUGAACUUUUCAUCUGUUGAACUUUAAUUUGUUGAAUUUUCUGAAAGCUUACAACACAUCUGCCACUCAUUAAUUUACUUGAAUUUGCCGUAAAGCUAAACAUUUCAUGUUUUCAAAGGUUACUUUUUCAUAUUAAUUGUUUGUUUAUCCUUUGGCCUUUUUGCUAAUCCAGAAGUAUUUAUUUUAGCAUUUUAAUGUUUUCAUGAACUAUUCUUUGCUCAUGGUGAUGGAUGCAUUUUUGUUUUCUUUGAAUCGAUCCCUUCACAUAUGUAAGAAAGCUUAAUUCAGUUUCUUGUUUUAUAAAAUUCUGUUCAUUUUAAUUCCAGAGGAUAAGGCAUGUAUCCUUUCUUACAAAUUACAUAUUUAGGAACUUUUCUUUUUCUAAAUUGCACUUGUGCUGGGCCGGUUUAUUCCAGUUUCGAGAAUUUGAAUUUAUUCUGGUGAUUUGAGGAGCGGGGACAUAGACUGCUAUACGGUGCGUUUCAAAGUAGAGCUGCCACCGUGAUUCAAGCUCUUUUUCUUACAACUGACACGUGUGACUCCAUCUACCUUGGGCGUAACCAGAGGAAUGGAGCUGUGUCGCCUGGAGCAUCUCCGCUCAGCCUCCUGUAUAUUCACCAGCCCCACCUCUGGACACAUGGCAUGCAGCAAAGAGCACCAGGAAAGCCUCGCCCAGCUGAUACCACCCCAGAUAAAGUGGAGAUCUGGCAGUUGCCUAAUUCUUUUAACAAAAAGAAAGUAGAUAAUUAAGGCCCCAAAGGAGGGUGUGACAUUUUCCCCUAACUUGGUGGCCGGCAAUUCUCUUGUAUCAUUCGGUUCCAUUCCAAUCCAAAACAUUUGUUUACUUUCACACAGAUGGCAGUAAUGUCCCCAGCAGGGAAGAAGAAUGAUCAAAUUUCCUGAAUUAUCCCUUGUUUGGACUUCAGACAAGUGUGUUUAAAUACAAAAUAAUUACAGGCCAUGAUGACAACAAUUAAAACUGUGUUUGCCCUAUAUAAGUAUGUUUGAAUUCCAGUGUAACAUUUUAUACCAAGAUCAGUUAACACUUUCAGAUAGAAAUCUUUCUGUGCAAAGAGCAAAAUGUGACUUCAACUAGUAUUUAUGGCCUUUGGAAUCUAAAGAAAAAAGGAAGACUAAUUCAUGCGUUUGUUCACGAUUCUUUCCUACUGAAGACAUUAAGCAGUUUUUCCUAACCAUAACAAAAACACAGCCAGUCUUAACCUUUGAAAUUUUUCACCUUGUAAUCAAAGUAAUUUAAUUAAUGAUCUUAAA